Triplophysa rosa is the source of this 2334-nucleotide messenger RNA. RefSeq names its product myelin protein zero-like 1 like (gene mpzl1l). Lineage: Eukaryota; Metazoa; Chordata; Actinopteri; Cypriniformes; Nemacheilidae. Bases 82 to 873 code for a protein of 263 amino acids. The transcript is spliced from 6 exons. The record is from RefSeq and is a predicted model, not a curated record. Gene Ontology annotation, cellular component: focal adhesion; membrane; cell surface.
CAGCGCGCCACUCUCUCAGUCAGACGCUGUAAACAAACGCUGAAGCUUCGACACUCGCUCGAUAUUCAUGAAAUCUAAAGAAUGGAAAUAAAGCUUCGGAUUAUUACACACACUCGUGUUUUAUUGUGUGUUUUUCUCAUGUUUAUUGUCGCCGGCGUGUUUCCGGUGGCUGUAGCGAUAGAUGUUUAUACUCCAGCUGAGGUGUUUGUAGAGAAUGGAACCACAGCGACGCUGACGUGUAGUUUUAAAUCUAAAGAGGUGGUCAGUAGUUUAGCAUCAGUCACCUGGUCUUUUCUUCCAGAAGGCGACGCUGGAAACCCCACUCAUUUCUUCUAUCACGGCGAUGGAAGAGUGUUCCCCAUCUCUUUGCCGCAGUUCAAGUCUCGCGUGGAGUGGGCCGGAGACUUGAACAAGAAGGACGCUUCCAUCCGCGUGACUCGGGUGCAGUUCAGAGACAACGGGACUUACGUCUGUGACGUGAAGAAUCCUCCGGACAUCACCGGACAGCCGUCCAUCAUUAAAGUCCGAGUGGUCAUGAAAGAGUCUCUUCCUCAGAGCAGCACGGCCGUGAUCGUGGGCGGCGUGAUCGGGGCCGUGAUCGGCAUCAUCAUCAUCUCUGUGGUCAUGUAUCUGAUCAUCAGACGACAGGUGCCCAGACGAGACUACGAGGGCUGCACCUCAGUAGAGAGUGUGAGUGCACAGAACACGCGUGUGGGGAAGAAGGCGGAGUCAAGCACAGACAACUCCUCUUGCUCCAGCCCCUCUGCCCCCCUACAGGGGCCGGUGAUCUACGCUCAGCUCGAUCACUCCGGCAGUAGGAACUCCUUCCACAAGAUGGAGCCGGUGGUCUACGCGGACAUCCGGAAGAACUAGAGCUGCGGUUAUUGCAUGUGCAUCUUUACAUUCAUUCACAGUCUAAACGAAUCUAAGAGAACAGGUGUAAAUGAUGAUUUCACAUGUUGUAGGUUUUCUUACCGCACAAACUCUUGCUUCUUGUGCUAUUAUUGGAUGUGUGUAUGUAUAUUAAUGUCAUUGCUAGUGUAAUAUCACACAUAUUAAUACCUCUGAUGAUGUCAUUCAGGGGCCGGUUGCAUAAACUGCUUAGACUGGUCUUACAAGUUAGUUAUCCAAUUUUUGUCUUCAAGACUGGUCAUAACUUUUAUAAAUCAGUCCCAUAAAAGGGUAGAUGGGUCUAAUUAAAAUAUGAAAAGUAAGAGUUAUUAGUCCGAACUAAUGGCUAGUCAAUGGGACCAGUUGUUAAGACACAGUCUUAACUUAGUGGCUAAGUUGUUUAUGCAACCGGCCCCAGAUCAUCAGAACUAAUCAUCUUGUACAUAAAGACCAUUUAAGUGGUUUGAGCAAAUGUUCACCCCACAUUCUCAUUUCAGUGACGUGACGUGAUGUUUCUUUUACUGCAACACAGCGCUUCUUUAUUACAGUCAAACUAUACUGUAAUCAUUCUUGUUUUUUAUUGAAAGAGAUUUUAGUGUUUAGUUCAGUAAUGAGAAUUUGGGAGUGAUAUUUUCUCAUGACUGUAAUGUCCUGGCCCUCAAAACAGGCUUGAUUUGUCUUAGUAUUGUAAAUGACACAGACAGAAUGAGUCUGCUUGUAAACGGAUCAAUAACACUAUGACAUCUAUGCCAAAAACACUCAGUCGCUGUUGGCAUCAGGAUGAUUAAAGUCAAGUUAAGUUAGCGUGCAUGUCUCGACGGUUAGACUAACAGCUAGUGAUCAUGAAACUAAUGUCUCUGUAUUGUUCAUGUAGAAAACAUAUUCAGUGUCAGGGUGCUAGUAAAGAAGUUCUUCUUCAGGGCUGAUGGGGACAUUUUGUUUUUGUGCUUUAUACACUCCAUUCUUUCUUUUUUCUACAUUCCAGUUCAUGUCUUAAGUUUUUCUUACGUUGUGACUUGAAAAAGGUGGUGUUUUAUUUUCUUUACUUUAAACGUUCCGACACUUUCUGAACAAGACCAAACAGAGUGAUGGUUCCUUCACACGUAUGAUGCUGGACUCUGAGUUUGCUUUUGUGUUGUUUUUCAUAGAUGAUUAUUUGUUUUAUUGAUGGGACCAGCGAGAUGAUGAUGAUGAUGAACUGCAGUUACUGCAACAUUCCAUUAAUACAACUUUUGUCUUUUGUACUGUGGUUGCGAAUACUGCACUGUUAGAUUUUGUUGUGCCACGUGUGUUAACUGAAACAUUGUGCCUUCAACAUUCAUGAACGAACUCAAACACCUGAUCUUGUAUUUUUGAUUUAUUGGCCUUUUGUAUAUGAAUACAGCUGUUUUUGUCUAAUUUUAUACAUACAUAUAUAUAUAAAUAUCACAUUGACUGAACAGA